UAAAACUAUGACAAAAUUCUCUCUCUCUCUUCAUGACAAGUUCCAUGCAAAAGCCUGUAGCACUCACUCUAUAAAUAAAAAGAAAAAGCAGUAGAGAAGAGAGAGAAAGUCUCCUGCAAUGGCCCCCUCUGACACCUAUGAUAUCUCUGCCCACAACCUCUCCUACUCCAUCCCAACUCCACUUCCCCUCCCUUUCUCUCUCCUCCCCUUCUCUCUCCUCCCUCACCAUAACAAGCCCAAGCCUCUCUCUCUCCUCAAAAACAUCUCCUUCCACGCCAAACCACACCGCCUCCUCGCCGUGGUGGGCCCCAGUGGCGCCGGAAAAUCCAGCCUCCUCCAUCUCAUCUCCGGUCGCGCGUGCCAAACAUCGCAGCUGACACGUGGUGCGAUCCUCCUAAACGGUCUGCAUGUAUCCGCCGCUCUCCUUCGACACACGUGCGGCUUCGUCCCCCAACAGGAUGCCCUCCUCCCUCUACUCACUGUACAGGAAACCCUCAUCUACGCUGCACGACUUAAACUGCACGUGACGAGGCGGAAAGCCGAGUCACGUGUAAGAGCCCUGAUGGAGGAGUUGGGACUCGUCCGAGUUUCGGACUCUCUGGUGGGAUCGGUGGGCUCGAGAGGGGUUAGUGGGGGUGAGCGAAGGCGAGUCUCUGUGGGCUCGGAGGUGGUGCAUGACCCGCCAAUUCUCAUACUCGACGAACCCACGACUGGGCUCGACAGUCGAGCCGCUUUUAACCUGAUCCAGACCCUCCGAGCCAUGGCUAGAUCGAAGGGCCGGACCAUAGUACUCUCUAUACACCAGCCGAGUUAUAAGAUACUCGAUAUCAUCGACGAGUUUUUGCUUCUCUCACAUGGUGAACUAGUCUUUAAUGGAACCCUAAAAGCGCUUAGGGAUUUGAUUACAGUGGAGAUGGGAUUGAGGAUACCUGCUCAGAUCAAUACGCUUGAAUAUGCCAUGGAGAUUAUCAAAACCCUAGAAUCGGCUAUAAAGGAAAACCCCAUUUCCCAAAACCCUGUAUUAGAGGUAAGAACCCCGAAUUUUGAAACCCCAGACCUCAAAAGCCUAUUCGGAUUCGAACCAGAGAUCAAAACAAGCCAUGAUUAUGGGUCUAGACUCAAUGAGGUCGUGACCUUGUGCUCAAGGUUCUGGAAGAUCAUUUAUAGAACGAAUCAGCUCUUAAUGGCGAGGAGCGCUCAGGCUAUAGUUGCAGGGCUGGGCUUAGGAAGCGUGUACUUCAAAACCAAAAGGAAUAGAACAGGAGUUGCAGAGAUUCUUGGUUUCUUCGCCUUUAGCUUGAGUUUCCUCCUCUCUUCAACAACAGAGGCCUUACCCAUCUUCCUCCAAGAGCGAAAAGUCCUCAUGAGAGAAGCAUCGAGAAAAUUCUACAGGGUUUCUUCGUAUUUGAUCGCAAACACCCUGGUUUUUGCCCCAUUUCUUCUCUUGAUCGCCCUUCUCUACGCAGGGCCGGUCUACUGGUUGGUGGGUCUAAACCCCAGCUUUCAGGCAUUCGCGUUCUUCGUAAUGGUGAUAUGGGGCAUCGUUUUAAUGGCGAAUUCUCUGGUUCUCUUCCUCAGUGCCAUCUCUCCUGAUUUUAUCACUGGUAAUUCUCUUAUUUGUUUGGUUUUAGGGGUUUUUUUCCUAUUUUCUGGGUAUUUCAUAAGCAAAGAGAACAUACCAAAAUAUUGGAUUUUUAUGUACUAUUUGAGUCUUUAUAAGUAUCCGUUGGAUUUACUUCUGAUAAAUGAAUAUGGCGGGAAAGAUAGGUGUUUAGAGUUGGGGGGUAGUUUUGAGAAUAGAGGUAUGAGUGGGGGUUGUUUGUUAAGAGGGGAUGAUGUAUUGAAAGGGAGGGGGUUGAGAGAGGGGCAAAGGUGGGUGAAUGUUGGGGUGGUGGUUGGGUUUUUCUUAUUGUAUAGGUUUCUUUGUUGGGUGGUGCUUCUCAGAAGGGUUUCUAGAACCAGGAUGUGAUUUUUUGUUUUUUUCCAUUUUCACAUAUAGUUUUUGUAUUUUCCAUUGCAUGAUAAAAUGUAUAAAAUUUC
Molecule: messenger RNA, 2040 nt
Organism: Amborella trichopoda
Lineage: Eukaryota; Viridiplantae; Streptophyta; Magnoliopsida; Amborellales; Amborellaceae
Gene: ABCG23
Product: ABC-2 type transporter family protein
Biological process (GO): transmembrane transport
Cellular component (GO): membrane
Molecular function (GO): ABC-type transporter activity; ATP hydrolysis activity; ATP binding
Source: RefSeq, a predicted model, not a curated record